UGAGGAGGACAAAACACCUGUGACCCCUGUUUCCACCCAGGGUGUCCCUGUAGACACUGUGGAGGAGUAUAAGUACAUGGGAGUGUACUUUAAUAAUAAGUUGGACUGGACUAGAAACACCAAGGCGGUCUCCAAAAAGGGCCAAAGCAGACUCUUUUUCCUAAGGAGGCUGAGGUCCUUUACCAUCUGUCCAACAAUGCUGAUGAUGUUUUAUGAAUCUGUUGUGGCCAGCACGAUCUUCUUUGCUGUGACAUGCUGGGGCAGUGGGUUGAAGGUCGCUGACAACAACAGACUUAACAAACUGAUCAGGAGGGCCGGUGAUGUUGUGGGGGAGGAGUCUGACAAUCUGAUGACCGUGGCAGAGAGGAGGAUGCUGUCCAGGUUUCAGCCCAUCUUGGACAAUAUCUCACACUCUCUCUACAACACACUGGCCCAGCAGAGGAGCGCCACAGGAAAUCUUUCCUGCCUGUGGUCAUCAGUCUCUACACCGCCUCCCUCAGAGAGUCAGACACCUCCCCUCUGUAAUUCUAACUCAGAAUUAUAUAAUUAUUGACAGUUAUUGACAUUUAUUAAUUCUUUUGCUGUCUUUUGCACAUUAUUAAAAAAAAUUCUGAUUAUGAUUCUGAAUAAAAUAAUAAUUUGUAGUGAUUCAUUUUCUGCAUUAAGUAUUGAAAAGGGAUGUUCAAAUAAUCAUCAAAAUAUAUUAUAUGAGGUUGUGGCUGUUCCUCAUAGAAUAUGUGAACAAAAUAAAAAUGUAAUCUUAUUUUGGACUCCUGCUCAUGUGGGUAUUUUGGGAAAUAAAAGAGCAGAUAGAUUGGCUAAGGAGGUUAUUAAAAAAGAUAUUCAUAUGCCAGUAAAGUUAUCUAAAUCUGAAGGCAAAAGUAUAGCUUGGAGAGAAAGCAGGAAGAUAUGGAAAAUUAGGUGGGAUAAUGAAAUAAAUGGAAGGCAUUUGUAUAGGAUACAAAAUACAGUUGAUGUAGUAAGAAUUAGAGGAAUAAACAGGAGGAAAGAGAUCAUUAUAAAUAGAAUAAGAACCAGUCAGGUUUUUUUUUUAUGGAACUCUUUCUAAGAUGGGGAACAUCUUACUGGUUUUUGUAGUUGUUGUGGUAAUGUAGAAACAAUGGAACAUGUUUUUAUUAGUUGUAUAAAUAUGUAAAUCAAAGAAGAAUUAGGUUUUAAUACGGAAUUGAAAUUGAGAAUGUGGUUGAUCAGUUAAAUAGUAUUGAGGGGAAAAAGAAGAUUCUUCGUUUUUUAAAAAGUACUGGGAUCAUUGUGAGAAUUUGAGGGAUAUAUAUAGUAGGAUCCAAAAGGUGGCAGUAGUGCACAGUAAUGGAUGCAAGCUGAAGUAGAAGAAGACAAAGAAGAAAAAGAAGACAGCAACGAUGACUAGUUGUUUGGAGCAAAGUCGGGGAGAAAAUGAAACAGGACUAGAAGACACAGUGGUUAUCUAAAAACUGCUCAGUGAGUAUCUACGCUUUUUUAAUGUAAUGUAUUAACAUAUCAUUUUUGGGUCAGCCUUUUGUGAUAUAUUUGAGAACACAUGCAGGUUAGCUAGCUAGCUGUACAAGGUAAAGUGUGGACAUGGUAUAGGGCUGACUGAUAUUUAACGGCCAGAAGUCCUUACACCAAUGCAGCAACCGGUUUAAUGUUCUUUAUGUAGAAAUUUAGUUGCAGUUCCACAUCUGAGUAACAUUUAAUCCAGCACUCUAGUUUCUAUAUUUGCUUAUUACCUCUCCCUUUUAGACACUCACGGUGUCCCCACAACACACAUUAACCAGAAUUACCUAGUGUGUUAACAGCUGGUGGAAGGUUAGUCCAGAGAAGGACAUGUUAACUGAGUGUGUGUUGGGUCCCCAUAACUGAUGUCUGAAGUGUGGGUACAACACUAAAUCCAGCUGCGAUCCCUGAAAAUGUGGGUGUUUUGGGUUGGUUCUUUCAUACAGUGUUUAAUAUAAUAUAGGUCUUUUGUUCACUAUUUAAUUUCAGGAUUCUUUGAUCUAAUGUAAAACAAAAUUAGCCUUUUUUUUAAAAAUGAUAGUUGCCUCAAAUAAAUUAUUUGGUUUUCCAUGUUUGUGUUCCAGCCGUCGACCAGUGUGGAAGCAUCAGAAAUGGACUCCAGUCUUCCUUCACUUUGUUCAGGCCCUCAGAGGAACAACAAUGACCCCGAGGAUGACAGAGCUCCUAAACAGCUGUCAACCAGUGUGGAAGCGUCAGAAAUGGACUCCAGCCUUCCUUCACUUUGUUCAGGCCCUCAGAGGAACAACAAUGACCCGGAGGAUGACAGAGCUCCUAAACAGCCAGCGACCAGUGUGGAAGCGUCAGAAAUGGACUCCAGUCUUCCUUCACUUUGUUCAGGCCCUCAGAGGAACAAUGACUUGGAGGAUGACAGAGCUCCUAAACAGCCAGCGACCAGUGUGGAAGCGUCAGAAAUGGACUCCAGUCUUCCUUCACUUUGUUCAGGCCCUCAGAGGAACAACAAUGACCCGGAGGAUGACAGAGCUCCUAAACAGCCAGCGACCAGUGUGGAAGCGUCAGAAAUGGACUCCAGUCUUCCUUCACUUUGUUCAGGCCCUCAGAGGAACAACAAUGACCCGGAGGAUGACAGAGCUCCUAAACAGCCAUCGACCAGUGUGGAAGCGUCAGAAAUGGACUCCAGUCUUCCUUCGCUUUGUUCAGGCCCUCAGAGGAACAACAAUGACUUGGAGGAUGACAGAGCUCCUAAACAGCCAGCGACCAGUGUGGAAGCGUCAGAAAUGGACUCCAGUCUUCCUUCACUUUGUUCAGGCCCUCAGAGGAACAACAAUGACCCGGAGGAUGACAGAGCUCCUAAACAGCCAUCGACCAGCGUGGAAGCGUCAGAAAUGGACUCCAGUCUUCCUUCACUUUGUUCAGGCCCUCAGAGGAACAACAAUGACUUGGAGGAUGACAGAGCUCCUAAACAGCCAGCGACCAGUGUGGAAGCGUCAGAAAUGGACUCCAGUCUUCCUUCACUUUGUUCAGGCCCUCAGUGGAACAACAAUGACUUGGAGGAUGACAGAGCUCCUAAACAGCCAUCGACCAGUGUGGAAGCGUCAGAAAUGGACUUCAGUCUUCCUUCACUUUCUUCAGGUCCUCAAAGGAACAACAAUGACUUGGAGGAUGACAGAGCUUCUAAACAGGUAAAGCACCAAUGAAGAGAACUCCUUGGACCCCAGAAGAAGUGCAGGUUUUGGAAAGACACAUGAAUACUUUCAUUACAUCUUUCAUUGAACCAGGAAAGUAUCAUUAUAGAAAGUGUUUAAAGGCUGAACCAACUGCUUUGAAAAACAGAACAUGGAAGAAUGUCAUUCCAUGUUCACAACCGCAAAACAGCAAUCAAAACAAAACUGCAACACUGGUAAUUUUAAGACAGAAAGAACAUUUUAUUUCAUGCAUAUUUAGAGAUGCUUGAAAAACUCUGUGGAACUUUCAGUUAUGUUUUUUAUAUUUUAAGUUUCAAAUGACUGUUCAAUACAAAGAAAGAAACUAGAAAAUAAGUUAAUUUAGGAAUCAUCUGUGUUUUAAACAUGUUAACUUUCAGCAGCAUACCUGUGGUUUAAGUCUGCUUUUAAGUUGACCAGAUUCAAGAUUGUGCUCAAUAUCUGUUCAUUUAGAGGUACAACCUAUUUUCUUUUUUUAAAUGUUUAUUUCAAAAUUGACUUAAAAUGCAGGUGCAACUGUUAGUUCAAUACCCUGACACAUUUA
This is a messenger RNA of Fundulus heteroclitus (mummichog), 3723 nucleotides long. Its product is annotated as sporozoite surface protein 2-like. The record is from RefSeq and is a predicted model, not a curated record. The transcript has 11 exons. Bases 2067 to 3173 code for a protein of 368 amino acids. NCBI's taxonomy places the organism in Eukaryota, Metazoa, Chordata, Actinopteri, Cyprinodontiformes, Fundulidae.